Molecule: messenger RNA, 2325 nt
Organism: Acanthoscelides obtectus
Lineage: Eukaryota; Metazoa; Arthropoda; Insecta; Coleoptera; Chrysomelidae
Source: the annotation of a GenBank genome assembly
GGUGGACCAUUCCCAUAAUCACGUUCUCACUUCGCUCGGCAUAACUUGACUUGUCUGCAGCCUGAGUGAUCGGUAGCCCAGCUCGCGCCCGAAACCUACCGAAGUGGUACGCGCGACAGUCAGUUGGUUAAGCGACAGCGGUGGUACCGGUACCUCCUCAGCAGCACCAUUACUGCCUUAUCCACGGACAUGGUGACCACCACCGGUGUGACAAAUAAUAUGAUGCAGACGACAGAUAGUGUUUCCCCUUCACCCCCAAGUACUUCCCCGGGUGCAGGCGGUACAAAUGAAACUGGAACCACCAUCAGGAGGGUUAACGAGAAUAGAAGGAGUAAUAAGCCAAUAAUGGAGAAGAGACGUCGAGCCAGGAUCAACAACUGUCUCAAUGAACUGAAGACUCUAAUUUUGGACGCCAUGAAAAAAGAUCCCGCUAGGCAUUCUAAAUUGGAGAAGGCCGACAUUCUGGAGAUGACAGUAAAACACCUUCAAAAUCUCCAAAGGCAACAGAUCGCGAUGUCUGCAGCAACAGACCCUUCGGUGGUGAACAAAUUUAAAGCUGGUUUCAGUGAAUGCGCUACUGAAGUUGGACGUUUCCCCGGCUUGGACCCAAUAGUUAAAAGAAGACUGCUUCAACACCUUGCGAAUUGCCUCAAUCAAACCGUCAAACCCCAAGAAGUACCUCAAGUCCAGGUGCAUAUCUUACCAAACACUCAGAAGAGCCCUGAGCAGCAGGUACCCCAAAGCAGUGGAAUCAUUCUGAGCAAUGGUCGUGGUGGCGGAGUCCAGUUAGUACCUACCAGACUACCAAAUGGUGAUAUUGCAUUGGUACUACCUACCUCCAUCACGCAGCAGCAACAGAGUGUUGGUAUGGUAUCACCAAUUCCGCUGUUAGUGCCCAUAGUUCCUGAAAGGUCGCCUUCCACCACAUCGGCGACCAGCUCUUCAUCGCAGUACUCACCAAGUCAUAGUCCUGAGCCUAUGGACAUGUACUGCGAAGCUAAACCGUUAUCGUUAGUGGUGAGAAAAGAAGAACCGUUGGACGAUAAGCCUUGGAGGCCUUGGUGACUAAGCACUUUGUGAUUGGAUAAGAAAUUUGUGAUAGAUAUCUUCAUAAGAGGACCAGUAUUAAAUGCCAUACUUCGUAUACACUCUAUAAUAAUAACCAUGAUACAAUGGGACAGAUACUGUAUCUAUCCUGUUCUGAAAUAUUAAAAUUUACAAUAUACUUUCUGUAUCCUUUCGAUUUGAUUGUACUGAACCUGUGAUCUAAUCAAUUCUCUGUUGCGUUCUUUCGUGUAUAUAUCACUCUCGCUACCGAGCUCAGAAAGUGAAUAGAUCUGAUUAUAAUGAUCACUCUAUCUUUCUCUUGUACCAUUCAGUACAACAGUAAUCAGUUCGAACGGAUUCAGCUAGUUUUUCUGAAAGAAAAAAGUGGAUAGCAAAAACUAUUGUAGAAUGUAGAUCAUUGUUGAAAUCUCAUUAUGGCUAGCAACAUACAGGGUGUUCUGAAAGUUCAGCAUAUCUUUCCAGAAUCAACUACGUUUAAAAUAAAAAUUCCAAUGAUUGCGCUAAAACAUCAGCAAACAAGUAAAAAGAAGUUGUAAAAUGUUAGUUAUAUCGGGAAUUUCAAGUACCACCACUUGUUUUGCAUCAUUUGGGGCUGUCUGGAUCUUCUACCGUAUCCACCUGGUCGGCUUUUGUACGAUGUAAAUACACCUACUCACCUCGGGACGGAAUCUCCUGAACGAUCCGAAUACACUAGGGAAGUAUCAGUAUAAUCUUGAAGACACUUGCCUUAAACUAACGGCAAAUUGAUAACUUCGUUAUUGUUAUAUGUAGGAAGGUGCCAGUUUUCCAAAUCUGAGUGUAAAUAAGCUAGGGUAACUUAUACAGUAUACACCGCACAGCACCCGGUUUGCAUUCUGACGCAAUCGUAUUAGAAAACAUCGCACCUUCUGACGCACAGGAUGCAGGGUCGGGUUUGGCUCACUCCGAGCUCUUUGAAAUUCAAAAUUUCGGUUAUGUUAAGGCUUUGGUGUAUGUAUUUCUAGGAAAACUUGUAAAGGAAAGUCCCAACUUUAAAGACACUCUAUAACUUUUUUCCAUUUUGAUUCUACUUUCCUAUUUGAGGUUAUGCUUUCCAUUUUCAUUGACUGUUUGAAGUGCAAUCAGCAGUAUCUGUCCUUUCAUUGUACACAGAGACGCUUUUUAAUUUUUGUUGUGAUAAGUUGUAUAUAUUUUUGUAAAAGUAUAUUGUAUAUAUAUAUAGCUCUUGUGCCUUUAAACAGCAAGAUCUUUGAUGUCUUCCAUAGUGUUGUGUUGUGA